Messenger RNA from Diospyros lotus (date-plum), 1405 nucleotides. Its product is annotated as WAT1-related protein At3g28050-like. NCBI's taxonomy places the organism in Eukaryota, Viridiplantae, Streptophyta, Magnoliopsida, Ericales, Ebenaceae. The record is from RefSeq and is a predicted model, not a curated record. Gene Ontology annotation, cellular component: plasma membrane. The transcript has 6 exons. Gene Ontology annotation, molecular function: transmembrane transporter activity. The coding region runs from base 1 to 1161 and encodes 386 amino acids.
AUGGACAGAGAAAAGUACUGGUACAGGGAGGUGCUGCCGGUGACGGCGAUGGUGACAAUGGAGUGCAUGAACGUCGGCCUGAACACGCUGUUCAAAGCGGCCACCGUUAGGGGCAUGAGCCACCACGUCUUCGUCGUCUACUCCUACGCAGUCGCCGCUCUCCUCCUCCUCCCUUCCCCCUUCUUCUCCUCCAGAUCAAGGACGCUGCCUCCGGUCACCUUGUCCGUCGCAUGCAAAAUCCUCCUUCUUGGGCUCAUCGGGUCCACGUCGCAGGUGAUGGGAUACACGGGAAUCAACUACAGCUCGCCCACGCUGGCUUCAGCCAUAAGCAACCUCGUCCCCGCUUUCACUUUCAUCCUUGCACUCAUGUUCAGGAUGGAGAAGCUAGCGCUCAGAAGCUCCACCAGUCGAGCUAAAAUCAUAGGCACCGUAGUAUCAAUUUCAGGCGCAUUUGUAGUCACUCUUUACAAAGGUCCGGCGAUCGCACCGCCGGGUCUGCCGCCCUCUGUUUCACUUCGUCAGCCCAGCUUGCCGCCGUCCAAAUGGGUCAUCGGCGGACUUUGCCUCACGACAGAGUAUCUUCUCGUACCAAUGUGGUACAUUGUUCAGGCACAGAUCAUGAAAGAGUACCCAGCUGAACUGACGGUGGUCUUCUUCUACAACUUGUGCGUUAGCAUCCUAGCAGCGAUCGUCGGCGUCAUCGCGGAGCCGAAUACCAGCGCUUGGAGAAUCAGAUUUGAUAUAGCAUUGGUCUCUGUAUUAUGCUCGGUCAGUAGACAAAGAAGGAAAGAACCUUGUCGCUGCGGUCAUAACUUAAUAGCUAGACUGAAUGUGGUGGAUUCUGUGUUUGCGCAGGGCAUAUUCGGGUCGUUCUUGAACAAUGCCGUGCACACAUGGGUGCUGCGAGUCCGAGGGCCGGUCUAUGUCGCCAUGUUCAAGCCACUGUCCAUCGCCAUUGCAGUGGCCAUGGGGGUCAUCUUCCUGGGCGACACUCUGUAUCUGGGAAGCAUGGUUGGAGCAACGAUAAUAUCUGUCGGGUUUUACACUGUAAUGUGGGGGAAGGCGAAAGAAGACAUGGCUGAGGGUUGUGAAACUGGCGACGUGGAAUCGUCGCCCUCAUCUGAUGAAAGAAUCCCUCUGCUGCGAAGCCGCAAAAACUGAAGAAAUGUAGACCGGGCCGCCUGGCAACUCAGAUCUCAGUAUCAGCAGAGCGGGUAGGUAGAUGAUUGGCAUUUAUCUUUCAACUGUAAAAAAUCCUAAGCUUAAGUGACAUCACAACAAGAUGCAUAGACGAUGUACAGUUUAGAGCCCGGUUUGAUUGCACUUUCAUUGUAAUGCUAUGAUAAAUUACAGAAAACUAAAAAAUACUGAAAGAUCUCUCAAACAAGACUUCAUAUUUCUAUCA